AUGAUGUUCAAACCCACCCUGAUCAUCCACGGCGGUGCUGGUUCCCUCUCCCGCUCAACUCUCCCUCCAUCUCUCUACGAAAGAUACCAUGUCUCUCUCCUCGCCUACCUUCGUUCCACCCGCUCCCUCCUUGAUUUGGGAGCUUCUGCCCUCGACGCCGUCGUGCACGCUGUCUCCCUCCUCGAAGAUGACGAACUAUUCAACUGCGCCCGCGGCAGCGUCUUCACCUCCGCGGGGACCAUAGAAAUGGAAGCUUCUCUAAUGGUCACCUCUAUCGAUCCGGACUCCGAACCAAACAUCAAAACCAACGCUGACGGUAUCAGUAGCAGUAACGGUAUACAUUCCGCUAUGCAUCCCGGCUCCAUCAAAAAAGGUGUCGGGGUCAUCGGUCUGAAAAACGUGCGCCAUCCGAUUCGACUCGCGCACGAAGCUCUCCUCCGCUCGGGCUUGGGCGAUCACCACGACGGCGGGAAUAUGCAUGCCCAAUUGGCUGCUCCGUAUGUUGAGGAUUUGGCCAGACAAUGGGGAUUAGAGUUCAUGCCGGAUGAGUAUUUUUGGACGAAGAGGAGGUGGGAGGAGCAUCGGCGGGGGCUGCAUAAACCAUUAGAAGUGGGACUGGGUGGUUCGACCGGUGUGUGUGACGGUGACUCUGAAUGUGAUGUUGGGUUGCCUCCGUAUGUUGAAGAAUACAUGGAUUAUCUCCCCCAGGGGACCGUCGGCUGCGUCUGUCUCGAUCAAUCGGGGCAUUUGGCUGUUGCUACUAGUACCGGUGGAAAGACGAAUAAAGUCCCCGGAAGGGUGGGAGAUACUCCGACGUUGGGGGCUGGGUUUUGGGCGGAGAAUUGGACUACAAGUUCAGAUUCCCUUGUGGGUUUUGGAGUUGAAAAUUCUUCUUUGGAUAUGUCUAGGACGGGAGGAUCGAUUAGGACUGGUAGAGAGGAUAUAGAGGACGACUGGUCGUCUUGGAUGGAUUGUAUCCCUUCUUUACUGAAGGGGUGUAUCCCUGGUUAUGGGUCGAGAUCCACGUCUACAACCUUGCCUGGAUGGCAUAAUCCACACGGAAAGGAUGCUCUAUUCACAGAUGAAAAGAUUCCUCUCAUGGACCCGCCCUCAUGUCCGCCUCAGAUGAAGGGAACGACAAGAAGAGCCGUCGCUGUGUCUGGUACCGGAGAUGGCGAUGCCUUCCUUCGUGUUUGCGCUGCCCGGACGGCAUGUGCGAUGGCAAGGUUCUCCGGUCUGACGCUGGCGGAUGCUGUGAGCGCCGUUGCAGGGCAUGGAGGCGAGCUGCAGCGUUCUGCGGGCCCGAGAUGGGGUUCUGGUGAAGGCCAGGGAGGGAUAAUUGGAAUAGAGGUUGAAGUUGAUCAUACAAGUGUAGAGAAAGAGAGACAGGGACGAGGUAGAGUAGUGUUUGAUUUUAACUGUGGAGGGAUGUGGAGGGCUUGGAUCGAUGAGAUGAAUGGGGAGGAUGUAGAGAAGGUGAUGGUAUUUCAGGAGCCAUACUACUAG
Molecule: messenger RNA, 1506 nt
Organism: Aspergillus tanneri
Lineage: Eukaryota; Fungi; Ascomycota; Eurotiomycetes; Eurotiales; Aspergillaceae
Product: isoaspartyl peptidase/L-asparaginase
Exons: 1
Coding region: 1-1506 (501 amino acids)
Molecular function (GO): hydrolase activity
Source: RefSeq, a predicted model, not a curated record